Spinacia oleracea (spinach) is the source of this 798-nucleotide messenger RNA. RefSeq names its product DNA repair protein XRCC3 homolog. NCBI's taxonomy places the organism in Eukaryota, Viridiplantae, Streptophyta, Magnoliopsida, Caryophyllales, Amaranthaceae. Gene Ontology annotation, cellular component: Rad51C-XRCC3 complex; replication fork. The transcript has a single exon. Gene Ontology annotation, biological process: telomere maintenance via recombination; t-circle formation; resolution of mitotic recombination intermediates. The record is from RefSeq and is a predicted model, not a curated record. The coding region runs from base 1 to 798 and encodes 265 amino acids. Gene Ontology annotation, molecular function: ATP binding; four-way junction DNA binding; ATP-dependent DNA damage sensor activity.
AUGUCAGCAAAUUCACAAAAAAUUACAACCAGGUGCCAUGCUAUUGAUACUAUUUUGCAAGGUGGAAUAAGUGUUGGUGAAGUGACUGAAUUAUGCGGGGAUAAUACGACAGGUAAAACACAACUUUGCCUUCAAACUAGUAUUGCAUGUCAGUUACUCCCUUCAUUGGGUGGAAUGUUCGGGGCAACCAUUUAUAUACACUCAAUUGGACCAUUUCCAAUUCGUAGGUUGACAUCUUUAAUACCCUUCAUUUUAGAAACCUCUCUUGAUGUCAAUGACAAACCCUGUGAUCAUAUAACAACCAAACAGGUUGAAUCACCAUAUGAGUUACCUGACGUACUUGAUUGGGUUGUAAAGUUGGUUAAACAGUCGCACAACACGUGCAGGCAUGUGAGGUUAGUUGUUAUCGAUUCAAUUGCAAGUAUUUGUACUAGCCAUUUCGAGAACACGGCGGUAGGGUUAGAGUCACGGACACAGUUGCUACGUGCUAUUGGAUAUGGUUUGAAGUCCAUUGCAUCCAAAUACAACCUUGCCGUCCUAGUGGUCAAUAAUGUUGUUGAUGUUUUUCCAAGUGAUUCCGAUUCUUCUACGCAUUUCAUGAUGUCAUCUGGAAGGAAGGUUCGCCCAGCUUUGGGUAAUGUAUGGACUCGGGAUAUAGGAACGAGGUUAUUCUUAUCCAAAUCAAUUAAUCCCUCAGACCAAACUUGUGGCAGAUUGUUAAGUGUCCUAUUAUCAUCUACGCUUGAGUUAGAUGUUUGUAGAUUUAAAAUUACCGAGAAGGGCGUUGUUGAUGCAUGA